AUGAGCGUCCUCCUUACUACGGCGGGGUAUGAUCAUACCAUCCGCUUCUGGGAGGCCCUGUCUGGCAUUUGCUCCCGCACUAUUCAGCACCCGGACUCGCAGGUCAAUCGACUCUGCAUCACCCCUGACAAGAAGUACCUCGCCGUUGCGGGUCACCACAAUGUCAAGCUGUUUGACGCCAAGUCGAGCAACCCCAAUCCCUUGAUGACUUUCGAGGGUCACUCCGGUAAUGUCACUGGAGUCGCAUUCCACUGUGAGGGCAAGUGGAUGGUCACUAGUUCCGAGGACUGUUCCAUCAAGGUCUGGGAUGUCCGCAGCGGCAGCCUUCAGCGUGACUACAGACACGAUUUCCCCGUCAAUGACGUUGUCAUCCAUCCUAACCAGGCCGAGCUUAUCAGUGGUGAUCGUGGUGGCAAUGUUCGUGUUUGGGACUUGGGUGAGAGCAAGUGCAUUCACCAGCUGGAACCCGAAGAAAACAGCUCUGUUACGAGUGUCAGUGUCGCGACCGAUGGAUCGCUGCUGUGUGCUGGAAGCAAGAAGGGAAACGUCUACAUUUGGCGCAUGGUUCAGACCGAAGAAAAGGCAUUGAUGGUCCCCAUCGCCACCUUCAAUGCUCACAUGGACUACCUCACUCGCGUCCUCCUAUCGCCCGAUGUCAAGCACCUGGCCACCUGCUCAGCCGACCACACCGCCAAGGUGUGGAACCUUGACCCCGAGUACCCGCCGGCCAAGACCGCCCUCAAGGAGUGGAAGGAGAAGCAGGAGAGGCAGGCGCAGGCGGGCUCUGCGGAGAACCAGGACGAGGCCGCCCCGGCUGAUGCCCAGAGCGGGGGUAACGACCUCCUGCGCAUCUUCGACCCGAACCGUCACCUGCUGCGCUUGACGGAUAACGCGCCACGAGAGGAGACCACGCAGCAGACAUUCGCUGCGCAGCCCGAUGGUCCGCCCAUGGACCCGGUCAACAACACCCUCUUCCUCGAGACCACCCUGGCUGGCCACCAGCGGUGGGUCUGGGACUGCGCCUUCUCGGCCGACUCGGCGUACUUGGUGACGGUGUCGAGCGACCAUUACGCCCGUCUGUGGGAGCUCAGUACUGGCACUAUCAUCCGCCAGUACAGCGGCCACCACCGGGGCGCGGUGUGCGUCGCGCUUAACGACUACUCGGAGCCUCGCUGA
Penicillium daleae is the source of this 1176-nucleotide messenger RNA. Its product is annotated as WD40 repeat domain-containing protein. NCBI's taxonomy places the organism in Eukaryota, Fungi, Ascomycota, Eurotiomycetes, Eurotiales, Aspergillaceae. Bases 1 to 1176 code for a protein of 391 amino acids. Gene Ontology annotation, cellular component: TORC1 complex; TORC2 complex. The record is from RefSeq and is a predicted model, not a curated record. Gene Ontology annotation, molecular function: protein binding. The transcript has 4 exons. Gene Ontology annotation, biological process: TOR signaling; regulation of actin cytoskeleton organization.